AUGGCAUGGAAGCACCUCUUGACCAACACUAUCAGGAUCAUAGGGGCAGGGGUUGACACUGCCAGGGGCCUGGCAGGGUGUGGUCUAUUACCUUUAUCCAGAACCUUCUCGUCUGGCAGACCUUCAGGACCUGGACUGGCAUUCAUUGCAUUUCCACARUCUGUGGCUAUGAUGCCCCUGCCUCAGUUGUGGGCUGUCUGCUUCUUCAUCAUGCUCAUUAUGUUGGGGCUGGACACAGUGUUUACAGGUUUGGAAACAAUAACAUCUUCAGUGAUUGACAUGUUCCCAGGAACGAUACGCAGACCCUGGCGUAGAGAAAUCUUCAUCCUCCUCUUUUGUUCUAUCUGCUUCAUCAUUCAGAUCCCUCUCACUACUCAGGGAGGAAUCUAUCUGUUCCAGUUGGUUGAUUACUAUGGUCCGAAUGGAGCAUGUGUAUUAUUUGUGUCUCUGGUCCAGUGUGUGGCUGUUGGGUGGGCCUUUG
Messenger RNA from Paralichthys olivaceus (Japanese flounder), 481 nucleotides. Lineage: Eukaryota; Metazoa; Chordata; Actinopteri; Pleuronectiformes; Paralichthyidae. The record is from RefSeq and is a predicted model, not a curated record.